Molecule: messenger RNA, 2831 nt
Organism: Dromaius novaehollandiae (emu)
Lineage: Eukaryota; Metazoa; Chordata; Aves; Casuariiformes; Dromaiidae
Product: TBC1 domain family member 17-like
Exons: 17
Coding region: 108-1955 (615 amino acids)
Biological process (GO): activation of GTPase activity
Molecular function (GO): GTPase activator activity
Source: RefSeq, a predicted model, not a curated record
UGCGCGUUCGGCGGCGGCCGGAAGGGGCGGGGCCGCGCGGGACACACCCCCUCCCCUGGCAGGGGGAAGUGACGUCGUGUUUGUUUGCGGAAGCGGCCGGCAGGAGGAUGGCGGCGGAGGGGGAGCGGGUGGUCUUCGAGCGGCGGGGCGUGUGCGUGCACACGCGUGUGCGGCGGCCCUGGGCCCCCGAGGCGACGCUCCCCGGCGUGCUGCGCCUCCUCGAGACGCCGGGGGCGGCGACGCUGCAGUGGGAGCCCCUGGAGCAGCCGCGGGAGCCGCCCGGCACCAUGGCGGGGGCCGGGCGCCCCGAGGAGGAGGAGGAGGAGCAGGAGGCCGAAGACGAGGAGGAGCAGGAGGAGGAGGAGGAGGAGGAGGAGGAGGAGGAGGAGGAGGAGGCCGAAGAGCUCUUCGACCCCGGCUACGAGCCCGACUGGGCCGUGGUCAGCGCCCCCCGGCUGCCCCCGCCCCCCCCCCCCGCGCCCUCGGGGGGCCCCUGGGGCUUCCGGCUGGGGCUGGGGACGCUGCGGGGGGUGCGGCGGGGCCGCCCGGCCCUGGGCCCCCCCUUCGUGGUGCUGCUGCCCCGCGACGGCCCGUGUCCGCCCGCCCUGCACUUCCCCCGCGGCGGCACCCGCGCCCUGCUGCGCGCCCUGGCCCGCCGCCUGCCCCUCCGCCCGUGCCCCCGCGCCCCCCGCCUGCUCCUCGUGGCCCCCCCCGGGACCGAGCCGCAGCUCGACGCCGCCCCCGGCCUCGUCGCCCGCCUGCUGCAGGCCCCCUACGCCGCCACGCUGGGGGGGCUCUCGCGCGUGAGCCGCCUGCUGGGGGCGCCGCGAGGCCCCGCCCCCGCCGAGGAGGAGGCGGAGCCGCCCUUCGAGGUCAUCGCCUGCGUGCGGCUGGGGCCGCGGCCCCACCCCCCGCGGGGGCCCCCGGUGACGGAGGCGGAGUGGGGGCGGAGCUGCGACGCCGAGGGGCGAAUCAGGGACCCCGAGGGGCUGCGCUGGCGCCUCUUCCGCGGGGGGCUGAGCCCCGAGGCGCGGCGGCAGGGCUGGUGCCGCCUGCUAGGCCUGCGGCCGUGGGGCUGCGGCGACGGCGAGGAGCCGGCCCGGGCCCGGCAGCGCCGGGCCGACUACGCCCGCAUGAAGCUGCAGUGGCGCUCGCUGAGCCCCGGGCAGGAGCGACGCAACCGGCCGCUGCGGUGCUACCGCCGCCGCCUCGAGCGCGACGUGGCCCGGGGGGCCGCCGGCCCCGCGCGGGUGCUGCUCCACGACAUCCUCAUGACCUACUGCAUGUACAACUUCGACCUGGGCUACGUGGGGGGCAUGAGCGAGCUGCUGGCACCGCUGCUGCCCGUGUUCCCCGAGGAGGCCGAGGCGUUCUGGGCCUUCUGCGGCGUCAUGGAGCUGGCGGGCGGCGCCUUCGCGGGGAGCCGGGAGCAGCUCACGGAGCCACUGGGGCAGCUGCUGCGGGUGCUGGACCCCCCCCUCUGCGACCGCCUGGCCCCCCGGGGGUCGAGGGGCCUCUGCCGGCGCCUGCUGCAGCUCCGCUACCGGCCCCCCCUCGACCUCGGGGGGGUCCAGCGGCUCUGGGAGGUGCUGUGGACGGGGCUGCCCUGCCCCAACUUCCAGCUGCUGGUGGCCUGCGGGGUGCUGGAGGCCGCCGGUGCCCCCCCGCCCGGGGACCCCCCCGGGGACAGCGGGGACGACAGGGACAGCGGGGACACGGACAGUGACGGGGACACGGACAAGGACGAGGGCCCCCCCGCGCGGUGGCCGCGGCUGGAGGCCGACGCGGUGCUGAGCCGGGCCGAGGGGCUCUACUGGCAGCUGGCUGCUGCCGCCACCGAGCUGCCCCCGGCGGUGCAGGAGCUGCUGGGCCUGGGGGGGCCCCUCAAGCGGCCCCCCCGGACGCCUGGGCCCCCCCGGACCCGGGGCCCCCUGGGAGCCGCCGCCACCAACUGAGGACGCCGGGGCCCCCUCGGGCUGACGGGAGGGGCGCCCGGACGCCUGGGCCCCCCCCGGAUGCCUGCCCCCCCCCAGUGCAGGAAACCCCCCCCAAAACCAGUCCAGACACCCCGAAACCAGUGUGAACCCUGCUCAGACCAGUACAGACACCCCAAAACCAGUACAAGCAUCCCGAAAACAGUCCAGACACCCUGGAACCAGUACAGACACUUCAAAACCAGUAUGAACCCUCCCCAGACCAGUACGGACACCCUAAAACCAGUAUAGAGACCCCCCAAACCAGUAUGAGCCCUCCCCAGACCAGUACGGACACCCUAAAACCAGUACAGAGACCCCCAAACCAGUAUGAGCCCUCCCAAACCAGUACAGGCCUCUCUAAACCAGUACAGAGAUGCCGCCCCCCCCCCCCCCCAAACCAGUAUGAACCAUCCCCAGACCAGUACAGGUCCUCUAAACCAGUACAGAUGUCCCAAACCAGUAUAAAUGCUCCCCAGACCAGUACACCCCCCCCCCCAACCAGCCCCUCCCCCUGUCCCAGUUCGCCACAGUGCGGCCCAGAAAAAAACGAGGCCAAAACCCCCAAAAUAGAGCAAAAACUGCGCAAUCGCCCCCCCCCCCGGACACCUGGGCCCUUCCCCCUCCCCCCCGACCUAAUUAGCGCCGGGGGCUAACGAACACCAGGCCCAAUUAGCGCUGGGGCCUAAAGAACCUCGGCCUUAAUUGGGGGGGGGAGGUGACUGAGCCCCCCCAAAGGCGUAAAAAUAGAAGGAAAUGAAAUAAAACGGAGUAAAAAUGGAAUAAAUUGAAAUGAAACGAAAUAAAACGAAAUGAAAUAGAUUAAAAUAAAGGCGCUAAAUGAGGUAAAACUCACGA